This is a messenger RNA of Sinocyclocheilus grahami, 834 nucleotides long. RefSeq names its product syndecan binding protein (syntenin) 2 (gene sdcbp2). The coding region runs from base 217 to 834 and encodes 205 amino acids. The record is from RefSeq and is a predicted model, not a curated record. Gene Ontology annotation, cellular component: plasma membrane; cytoplasm. Gene Ontology annotation, molecular function: protein binding. Lineage: Eukaryota; Metazoa; Chordata; Actinopteri; Cypriniformes; Cyprinidae. The transcript is spliced from 7 exons.
CAUGAAUGAGGUAGCAGGAAGUAAACUGUGUUACUAAACCAAAGUAAUAUACACGCACGUACUUUCUCUCGAUCACCUCCCCUCUGUUCAGUGUUCACUUCACUGCACCAACCUUAAGCGGAAAAGAGUCCCGUCUACUGUGCUCGGCUUGUUUACAUUGCUUCCCAUCACAUUUACCCCAUUUCUUCAGAAGUCAGUCGUUAGAACGCAGAAAGGAUGUCAUUGUAUCCAUCCCUAGAGGACCUUAAAGUGGACAAGGUCAUUCGGGCACAAUCCCAGUUUGCCAAUGCCACCUCCAGCACCCCAGCCAUCACUCAGGGGGUUUACCAGCCACAGCCUGCCACACAGGGGAUGCCAAGCUCAACUCUGUAUCCCAAUCUGGAGGAGCUGGGUGACUAUAUGGGCCUCCGUCUGAACAGCGAUGAGGUCCAGAGAAACCUUGCGCUGGUCCCGGUGGCUGACAAUCAAGUGGCAGUGCCAAGUUCUGUGGGUGGCAUGGUGCGGCCCGUGACCGGUGCAGACAUGGGUAUCAGGAGGGCAGAGAUUCAUCCAGGUCUUCGGGAGGUCAUCAUCUGCAAAGACCACGAAGGAAAGGUCGGACUCCGACUCAGAGAUAUCGAUAAUGGAGUGUUUGUCCAGCUGGUGCAGGCGAACUCUCCUGCGGCGUUGGGUGGCCUGCGUUUUGGAGAUCAGGUUCUGCAGAUCAAUGGGCAGAACGUUGCUGGCUGGAGCUCAGAUAAGGCCCACAAAGCUCUGAAGGCAGCAGCUGAACAGCGCAUCGAGCUCAUUGUCCGUGACAGAACAAUGAGGGUCAAGAGCGAUGUGUUGCAGUGA